Molecule: messenger RNA, 2061 nt
Organism: Aureobasidium pullulans EXF-150
Lineage: Eukaryota; Fungi; Ascomycota; Dothideomycetes; Dothideales; Saccotheciaceae
Product: DUF300-domain-containing protein
Exons: 5
Coding region: 226-1851 (541 amino acids)
Biological process (GO): transport
Molecular function (GO): transporter activity
Source: RefSeq, a predicted model, not a curated record
CUUCUGUAGAACCAAUUCGUACUCGUACUUUGGGGGUCGAGAGAGGAGUGUUUCUUACUCAGACAAAGAAUUGCGCUUGAGUGACAAAGAAGGCUGGAGGCUUUUCUCGUUGUACAAGCAUUCAGCAUUCUUCCUCCACAUCUGACGCAAGCGCAUGCCGCGCCAACACCUUGAUCUUCAAACUCGCAAUUGCGCAUAAAUUCAUACCCAACCCAGGACUGCGUUAUGGUGUCUUGUAACACAACACUUGAAGAGCAGACAAUCAUCGAAGACCCUCUGUUCUCAAAGGUCACCUUCCACCAUGUCGGUCUCGUCGUGUCAGCAGUCUUCGCCCUCAUAUCGGUCGUCGUAGCCUUCUUUCUGGUUUACAAACAUGCGACGCAUUAUUCGAAGCCAUGGGAGCAGAAACAUAUAAUUCGCAUCCUCCUCAUGAUUCCCAUCUACUCGACGGUAUCCUUCCUCUCGUACCUAUACUACAAGCACUCGAUAUACUUCGAGGUCUUGCGCGACUGUUAUGAAGCCUUCGCCAUCGCCUCGUUCUUUACCCUCCUGUGCCAUUACAUUGCACCAAAUCUACACGAGCAAAAAGACUACUUCCGCCAAGUCACGCCCAUCAACUGGUUUUGGAGCGUUUUCGGUCUGCAGAAAUGUACAGGUGGAAGAGACAAGGGAAUACUUCGCAUUCCGAGAAGUGGCUUGACUUGGUUCAAUGUCGUUUGGUUCUCCGUUUUCCAAUAUGCUCUGGUCCGCGUGCUCUUUACUAUCGUCAGCGUGGUCACCGAGGCUAUGGAUCGCUAUUGUGAAAACUCGCUCAAUCCACAAUUCGCACAUAUUUGGGUAAUGGUGUUUGAGUCUGCCUCGGUCACUGUCGCCAUGUUCAUGCUUGUUCAAUUCUACCUACAACUGAAGGACGAUCUUGCUGAACAUAGGCCUUUCCUGAAGGUCUUGUGCAUCAAAUUGGUCAUCUUCUUCAGUUUCUGGCAAUCGCUUGUUAUUUCAUUCCUCUCGUCUUCUAGUGGACCUUUGCAACCGACAAAGAAGAUUUCUUAUCCGGAUAUUCAAGUCGGUAUCCCUUCGAUGCUUUUGUGUGUCGAGAUGGCUAUUUUCGCUGUGAUGCAUCUCUUUGCUUUCCCAUGGCGCGAGUAUGAUCUUUCGAAGAUGCCCUACACAGAUCCCGUUACAGCCCCUGGUUCAGGAUUCUCAGGCACCGCACCAAAAUAUCAUGGUGGAUGGAUGGGCAUCAAGGCCUAUGGAGACACAUUCAACCCUUGGGAUCUCAUCAAGGCGACUGCACGAGGCUUCAGAUGGCUGUUCGUACGUCGCAAGCACAGACACCAUGACAUCUCAUACACUACACCCAAGAUUGGUGUCACGGUCGACGAGCCGGCAACCUCGAUCCCGGGGCCAAAUGUCACGACCCACACUCUGCCUUCAGCUACAGAGCUAGAACACCAAAGACGUGCCAGAGCGGAUACAGUCGACGACGCCGAUACGGCGGGUCUGUUGUCUAAUGCGCAGCACAGCGGACUAUCAGCCCGCCCUUACCCAUACUCUCCCUCGCAUUCACCGAUAAGAAAUGGCUCGUUUGACGAUCGAUCGGAUCAUGGAGAGGCCGAAGGACCCGGUGCUGAUAUGUCUCUGAUGGGAGGUGCGAGGACACAUGUGCCUCAACCGAGUGCGUUCGGAGGCAGUGAUGCUCCGAGACUAGGCCUGAACCAAUGGGAUAACGAUACCGAAUAUCAUAGUACGACAGGCCCUGCACACAUGGGUCCAUAUGCUGGAGUUGAUGGUCAUGCCGAGUCAUCCGCGAAUCAAUGGGAUCAUUGGGCCGGCGCGAGUAGACCUCAUUAACGGAGUCACGAGAUGCUAGUGCUGUGUGUUUCUCAGUUCACGACUAGACGGCAGUAAUGAUCCAUUGGCUUGGAUUGUACUUUUGGACAGGGACUUUUUCUUGCGGUUUUUGUUUAAAAUGAUACCACAUGCGACACGGCGUUCUUGGGAAAAUGGAUACUUCGAGUUCGUAGUAUAGUUUUGAGAUUCUAUCAGCAUUUAACACCGUUC